Cylindrotheca closterium is the source of this 1008-nucleotide messenger RNA. Lineage: Eukaryota; Bacillariophyta; Bacillariophyceae; Bacillariales; Bacillariaceae. The record is from the annotation of a GenBank genome assembly.
AUGAUCUCUACUGCUUGUCGGAGAAGAAUACGAUCAGUGGCAUUGCUUAUUAUUUGCAUAGUUGGCACUUGUGCAACGAACGCCUUUGUCUUUCCAAAGUCCACCAGCAGUAACCUCGUAAGGAAUCAAGACAGCACGGUCAUCGCCAACCAUUUGGAGAAAUAUUCAGCAGCCAGCAAUACGCGACUAUCAUCAACGCUUCCCCAAACGAUUUCACAGCUGUCGAAUCCAGCUUCAGCGUUCACUCAAAUGACAAGCAGUGUGCAAGGAAUCCCAGCAAUUGCAUACUUUCUUGUAUUGUGUUCAGCAGGAUUUGGUGUUCCAGUCAGUGAGGAUCUCCUUUGUAUAUUUGCUGGCACUAUGCUUCCAAUUGCAAAGAUUCAAAGUCCAGCACGACGAAUCAGAUUGAUAACGGCAUUAUAUCUUGGUGUGGUGAUUAGUGAUUUGAUUACCUUUUCAAUUGGCCGAAUGAUGAAAGUUGGUCUCUUGGAGCCAUUGCGAAAUCGAAUGAGUCUUGGUGAGGAGCAGCCAAUAACUUCUGACAAAGAGGGCGUAAUAGGUGCUGUGACCAGCACCGGAAGCAAUGGAGAAGUCAAAUUGGGCAAGAGGGAUCGAGUGCUUCAAAAGUUAGAAUCUGUUGGUGAUUGGGCAGGCUUCUAUGCUCGCAUGUCGGUUGGAUUUCGCCCCGCAAUGAUGAUCCUCGCUGGAUUCUCGGGAAACGUAUCCUUUACCAAGUAUACUCUGGGUACAGCAGGUGGAGCUGUCAUUAGUCUGGCAGCACAGUUGUUGCUGGGGUAUUCCAUGCGGCACAAGCCCUCCGAUAUUCUGGCACUUUCGUCAAAGCUAUUGGUCGUGGCUCCUGCUGUUCUCAUUAGCGGAUUUGCAAUCUUUUUGAUUCGGCAAGGAAAUUCAAAAAAGUUUCCGACACUGGGCACGGAGGAAGCCACUACUACUACUAGCACAACUACUACCAUCGACAAACGGACUUCGACAACCAAGCGACAAUGA